Molecule: messenger RNA, 834 nt
Organism: Rotaria socialis
Lineage: Eukaryota; Metazoa; Rotifera; Eurotatoria; Philodinida; Philodinidae
Source: the annotation of a GenBank genome assembly
AUGUCUCGGUCGUUAACGCAGCGAAAUACAGCUUUAAAAGCUCUACCACCUGCUCAAAAGGCAUCUGGAUUCAAUCUUAUGUUUAAAUGGUCGGUUGCUGGUGCUCAUUCGUACUUCCUAGAAGAUCAUUUCUCAAUUAAACUUCCUCCAAUUGAUAACUAUCGAUCUUCACAACUGACUCUAACAAAUCCGUCUCCACUAAUAGGUUUCAAUCAACCUACUCAUUCGUCGAUAUCUACACAUAAAGCUUCCUAUUUAUCUUUCAAUAAGAAAUACAAUUCACCAAGAUACACGGAAGACAGUCGAAGUUCUCGGCGAAGCAGCCCGUUAUCAUUGAGCUAUGAACAAUUUUAUCAACUACACCAAAGGCCACCUGCACCAGUAAACCUAAUGAAACAAAAUAGUUUUACGCUUCAACCAUUAACUGAUAAUAAAUGCAAUAAUAUUUCACUUCAGCCAAUAUGUGAUGAUAAACUAAAUAAUGCUUCUACGCAUUCAAUGUCUGAUUAUAAAGAAAAAAUGGUUACGUUUCAUCCGAUUAAUACUGAAAAACAAAAAAAUGUUUCAAGCCAUCCAAUAUCCGACAAGAGACGAAGUAGUAUUUCAUCGGGUGCCAGUAAAAUAUCUUCAAAUUCAAAAGUAACAGUUUCAUCAACUGGUACUGCACCUGUUGCAGCCACUAGGCCGACAUUCCGAUUAUCAAAUACUGAGUUGGUACGAUUAAAUACGCCACAAUUACGUCGAAUGAAAGUAUCAGAAAAGUAUAUGGCUGAAGCAAAAAAGCUUUAUUUUAAUGCUUAUUGUAAAAGCUUUGUGCCGCGUGUUGUAAUAUAA